Molecule: messenger RNA, 4025 nt
Organism: Haemorhous mexicanus (house finch)
Lineage: Eukaryota; Metazoa; Chordata; Aves; Passeriformes; Fringillidae
Gene: B3GALNT2
Product: beta-1,3-N-acetylgalactosaminyltransferase 2
Exons: 12
Coding region: 81-1565 (494 amino acids)
Cellular component (GO): membrane
Molecular function (GO): hexosyltransferase activity
Source: RefSeq, a predicted model, not a curated record
GCGGCCGAGCCGGGCCGUCGCGCCGGCGCCGCUGGGAGAGGCCGGCGCGAAGGGGAAGGGGCCGGCGGCUGCGGCGGCCAAUGCGAAACUGGCUGGUGCUGCUGUGCCCCUGUGUGGUCGGGGUCGCGCUGCACUUCUGGCUCCUGCUGAGCUGCCCCGGGAGCCAGCCGGCAGGUCCACUGUCCUUCUUUCCUCAAUGGAAGCUGAAGCAUUAUGAUGUUAUUGUAGGUGUUUUGUCAGCUCGACACAAUCAUGAACUACGCAGUGUUAUAAGGAGCACUUGGUUCAAGCACCUGAAACAACAUCCUGCCCUGAACCAACGUGUCCUUGUGAAGUUUAUAAUAGGUGCGCAUGGUUGUGCUGUGCCCGUGAAGGACAGAGAAGACCCCUACUCCUGCAAACUUCUGAACAUCAGUAACCCAGUUUUGAAUCAGGAAAUUGAAGCAUUCAGUCUCCCUGAGGACAUACCUUCUGUGCUGUCUGAAGACAGAAUCGUCAGUGUGAACUUCCGUGUGCUUUACCCCAUUGUCAUUACCAGCCUUGGGGUAUUUUAUGAGGCUGAUGGGGUGGGAUUCCAGAGGAACAUCACUGUAAAGCUGUACCAGGCAGAACAUGAGGAAGCCAUCUUCAGUGCUCGCUUUAGUCCGCCAAGCUGUGGAGUGCAGGUGAACAGAUUGUGGUACAAGCCAGUAGAGCAGUUUAUUUUGCCAGAGAGUUUUGAAGGUACCAUUGUGUGGGAGAGCCAGGAUCUUCAGGGUUUGGUUUCAAGAAACCUUCAUAAAGUGAUGGUGAAUGAUGGAGGAGGUGUUUUCAGAGUCAUUACAGCAGGGGAGGGGUCACUGCCACAUGAACUCACAGAAGGUGUGGAGGGAAUAGCAGGUGGUUUUAUCUACACUAUUCAGGAAGGUGAUGCUCUUUUAAAAAGCCUCCAUACUCGCCCAGAAAGGUUUGCAAGUCACAUCAAAAACCUUGAGAAGGAAGAUGCUUUAUUGAAGGAAGAAAGCAGUAUAUAUGAUGACAUUGUUUUUGUAGAUGUGAUUGACACUUACAGAAACGUUCCCUCCAAACUGCUGAACUUCUACCGAUGGACAGUGGAAUCAACGAGUUUUGACUUGUUGCUGAAGACGGAUGAUGACUGUUACAUUGAUUUGGAAGCUGUUUUUAACAGGAUAAUGCAGAAAAAAUUGGACAGGCCAAACAUUUGGUGGGGAAAUUUCAGACUAAAUUGGGCAGUUGAUCGAACUGGGAAAUGGCAAGAACUGGAGUAUCCAAGUCCUGCAUAUCCAGCCUUUGCUUGUGGGUCUGGCUAUGUCAUCUCCAAAGACAUUGUGCAGUGGCUGGCAAGCAACUCUGAAAGAUUAAAAACGUACCAGGGUGAAGAUGUGAGCAUGGGCAUCUGGAUGGCAGCUGUAGGACCCAAGCGAUAUCAAGAUGGUCUGUGGCUGUGUGAGAAGACAUGUGAGAGUGGCAUGCUGUCUUCCCCCCAGUACUCGCCCCAGGAGCUGGGAGAGCUCUGGAGAUUAAAGGAACUGUGUGGAGAUCCAUGUAGAUGUGAGGAAAGAUGAUGGACUUGCCUUGGAAAACAGGGUAGUGUAUAAUGAUCAUGGAAAAGUGUACAUUUGGAUUCAUUCCUGGAACAGUAAGAAAUACUAAGGUACCUUUUAAUGCUGGGUUUCAACUAAAGUAUAACAAUAUUUGCACAUCCCUUUUGAUAAUUACAAGUGGACUGAUACUAUUCUUUUUCUAUAGUAUAGAUGUUGAUCAGACAAAAACCAAAAUGUUCAAGAUUAAAAAAAAAACCUUUUUAUAUAAAGUCAAAGACCUACUUGUAAUUAAUAAAUGCACAUAAGAAUGCCAACUAGCCUGUCUUUUGUAAAUUAAAGCACUACUGAUUUGAUUCAGUAUAGGGCUGUUCCAGGAUCCUGUGAGAGUUGUGCUCAGCACCAGGGCAGUGGGUAAGUCUUGCUGCAGCACAUUCUGUGCUAAGGGGUUGCCCUCAUCUGUGCAGGGACAGGGACAGCAAUGGGGGCUAGGAUUUGUGAUUGAUUAGUUUGUUUAUAUCACUGUCAUUUUAAAUAAAAAUAAAAUCAAGGUUUGCUUAUACCAAAUCUUCAAGUACUGCAAGCUUGGCCUGAUUUAGGAGGGAUUUCUGAGAGCUCACUCUGACUAGAUAUGAAUCAAAGGUUACACAAGUGAAAAUAAGCUUGAGGAACAGCACACUAAAGAUUGUAAAAUAAAUAGCAAUGCCUUGCAGUGUGCUGAGAACUUAUUUAUAAUGUGGUAUGUUACUACUGUAGGGUAGAAGAAAGGUCUGGCAGAUUUUGACCUUAAUCAUCCAAGGUUAGAUACUUGUAAAAUUACUUCUGGGUUUUGUUCACUUUAAGGUUGUUGGAUGUAGGUGAAAACAAAGAGCAAGUGGCCUCUCAGUGCAGCACUGAUCUUGUCGUGUCAGCAAAGAGAUCACAGCUCAAACCUCUGUACUCAGUUCAGUAAAACAAAUUCUCACUGCUGCUGGGGGCAGGAAGUAUAAAAUCUUGGCAAAAAGGGUGACCUUGAGUUUUAUUUAAUUGAAGCAUUUAAGCACUGUUUGGUAUCUCUCCAGUAGGACAAAUGAGCAGAUGUUUUCAUGGAGGCUGAUGACCAAGUUGAGGAGCUGAAAAGUACAAUUGUACAGCCCUUUGGUGCCACAUGUGUGAAACUCUUAUUCACCUGUAUGUCUGUUCAGGCACAGGCUGUCUGUCUCUCUUCUGCAGUUCUUGUGUCAGCUUUUCCUUCAGUCCAGCAAGAGAGUCUCUUCUUACCAACGUACUAACACACAGUCUCCACUUUCUAUUGAGUAAAACUGCAAAGGCUUUAAGUCAUUGUCUAGUUCAACUUCUUUUCCUUCCAACUAGAAUAAAAAAGAAAAAAAAAAAAAUCUAAUCAGACUUACACUGAAAUCCCUUCAUGUAAACCAAAUAGCAGGCAGUUGCAGUCAGGGAGAAUCUGUCAUAUUACAGGAAUUAAAUUAGGUCCUAAGUUACAGCAUGAAGACAGCUCUCCUCAAGUGAAAUGAAUUUCUUUGUAUAGUAUUUUAGAACAUGCAAUGGACCUUUAGCAGCAUGAAAUGUUUUGUUGUUCAAUAUCAGUUUUUAACUCACUUUAGAACUUUUGUAGGACAGUUUCAGGUCUGAACCAGGAAUUUUAAAUAGGCGAUACAGCAGUCCUUUGACCUUCUGAAUAGUCAUAGACUCUGUGGAGGGGAGAGAGAGAAAAGUUAUUAGAAAAAUGCUGCUGCCGCUGAGUGUAGCAAAGUACCAGUGUUUCACUUUACUUGCUUACAGCAACAGUGAAAGGCUGUAUUGCUGCUUCAGUUCUAACACUGCAAUAACAUCUUUGGUACCUGAAACCAUGUCUGCUACUGUCAAGUGGAAAAUGGUUUCUCCUGUGGUGGAUAGGGCAGGAUGUGCUACUACAGAUUAAGCGCUUUGAUCCCAUACACCAAAUGAAAGCGUUACGGCUUCAUAAUUUACCUUUUUUGAGUUUGUAUUUCUACAUGCUAAACUAAGUGACCUUUGGGACACACACCAGCCAGGUUCUGACUACUUGAAUCUGGCAACUGUUCCUUGCAGUUUUCAUUACCAGGAAUUGGCUUUCCCAGCACAAGUAAGGAAAUGGCACGGUGGAACUAGUGACAUUCUUAGGAAUGGUAUUGAGUUAUUAGUCCCAAACACAUUGUCAGCAGAGUUGUUUAUAUUAUGAAGUCAGUUAUAGGAAGGGGUAUUUUUUGUAAUGGAUCUUGAAUGAGUAGAUGUAGUUUGUUCCAGAGGUGAUACCUGUGUUUGCAAUAGAUAAACUCAGUAUUUUGGUUGAACUUUCACUUCUUUUGAAGCUUUAUCUAAAGGCACAGCAAUAGCGAGUUACUCCUGUAAUACCACACAUUGUACUUAGACAAAUAUUUUUCUAUCAAACAUUUUUGUAAAAGCUGUAUCUAUCUGAUUUUAUGCAACUUGUGAUAAUAAAUGUGAUUUUUAUUUUAGAAUAAA